AUGGGAGCGCGUGCUCUCUCUGCCGGCACAGGCCAUCUCACCGUCAAGCCAGAGAUCAUUGCCAAGCUGGAGCGAGGGCUGAUGCCACGUGCGACGUCCCGGCGCCGGUGCCGAGCUGCUGCACCAGCUGCUGGAGUCACCCACAUGCACCCGGGUGUCCCUGGAGUGCUGCCGGUGCCCACCACCCAGCUCCCAGCAGUGCCCGAGCACAGCGGGAGGCCUCAGCGGAGUGUGUCCAGGAUGAAGUCGCGCCCCAGGUGCCCCGAGUGCAACCGGAGCUUCCGGAGCCGCAGGGCGCUGGGUGUCCAUGCCCGGAGGCACUUAGGAGAGCGGCCCUUCACCUGCACCCAAUGCACCCAGAGCUUUCCCUGCUCCGGCGACCUUGAGCAGCACCAGAAGAGCCACGUCACCCAUGUGGACCUUGAUGCUGGCCCCCAGAGCCCCAGUGCCUGUGCUGAGUGCAGGAAGAGCUUCAGCAAGAGCCAGGAUCUGAUGCAGCACCAGCACAUGCACCACGGCCACCGCUUCAGCCAGAAGCUCUGCCUGGUCACCCACCAGCACAUCCGCAAUGGGAAGCGGCCUUCCUCUGCCACAAGGGCUUCCACAGGAGGAACACCAGCACCGUCACCCACCACGGCCACACCGUCAAGAGGGUCCCGCAGUGUGGUGGUUGCGGCAAGGACUGCAUCCAGGGGCAGCACCAGUGGGUGCACCGGGACUGGCUGAUUGGACGUGUGGGUCCAUCUCUGAAGCCCUUCCAUGUAGUGGCUGUGAGAAGCGGUUUUGGGAUAUGGGGACCAGAUGCUGGAUGUGGGCUCACCACAGCACCCCUGGCCUGUGACCCGGUACCCCCCAGAACUGCUGCUGAGCAGCCCAUGUCAGCUUCACCAGAGCACCCAUGUGUGAACAGUUAGCAAACGGCAGCUCUUCCAUCACCAACUGCCCUGAAGCAUCCACACCAGAUCCUC
Neopsephotus bourkii (Bourke's parrot) is the source of this 968-nucleotide messenger RNA. RefSeq names its product zinc finger protein 92 homolog. Gene Ontology annotation, molecular function: DNA-binding transcription factor activity; RNA polymerase II cis-regulatory region sequence-specific DNA binding. Lineage: Eukaryota; Metazoa; Chordata; Aves; Psittaciformes; Psittacidae. Gene Ontology annotation, biological process: regulation of transcription by RNA polymerase II. The record is from RefSeq and is a predicted model, not a curated record. The coding region runs from base 1 to 726 and encodes 241 amino acids. The transcript has 2 exons.